GCUCCUUGGACGGGAGACUAGUAGUUCAAGGGACCAGCGCCGGGAGAACUGAUGCACCAAUCCUCUCUCACGGGAGGCGCGUGCGCAAUGGACUCGCAGCCUUUCCGUGACCUUUAACCCCACGGCCGCCUCUUUUCUCCCUCCCGCAGUGUCAAGAUGGCGCUGUCCAGGUUAUACCAGAGGCCCGUCUCCCUGGGCUGUACGCCCGCUUCCCCGGAGCCCCUCUUUUCCCUGCGGCUGCAGCCUGGGCGCCGGAGCCCGGCCUGGGGUCCUCCAAGACCCCGCAGGCUCCACCUGUCCCCCCGGGAGGACGUGAAGAGCCUCGUUUCCUCUUUUGUGGCCAAGACCAAAGUGAUGAAUGAGAAAUACAAUCGCUUCUUGGAGCGCCGCUUUCCCCGCUUCUAUGUCAUGUAUUCAGUCUUCGUGAAAGGAUUUCAGAUGCUUUUGGCUGAUGCAAAAAAAGCUAGAAGAAUAAAGACAUUUAUGAGCCAGAAAAAAGUAAUGUUUCAUCAGCUUUCCUACCGGGACAUGGAACAUUUGAGACAGUUCCGACAAGAUAUGGUCAAGUGUCUUUUCCUGGGCAUCAUUUCCAUCCCACCCUUUGCCAACUACCUGGUCUUCCUGCUGAUGUACUUUUACCCCCGGCAACUGCUGAUCCAUCAUUUCUGGACCUCAAAGCAGCAGCAGGAAUUCUUAGACAUCUACCAUGCUCGACGAAAACAGUCCCAUCCAAAGAUCCUUAGCUGUUUGGAAAAGGCCAUCCCGUUGAUCCCAAAUCCAGUUCAUCAGUGGCAUUUUACACAGCUAUAUAUCAAGGUUCAGAAUGGUGAUCCACCGUGUAUAAAUGAUCUGCUGCCUUUGAGGACAUGUUUUUCUGUCUAUCCCUUGGCCGUGUCUCAUCUUUCUACUGCACACCUGAAAGCCUUGAGCCGGGCCAUGCUUCUCACACCUCACCUACCCUCUGUUUUGCUGAGAUACCGUCUGAAUAAACACAGCACUGUACUUCACCAGCUAGACAAAGCUUUGAAAAGAUUGGGGAUUGGCCAGCUGACUGCUCAGGAAGUCAAAUCGGCCUGCUAUCUCCGUGGCCUGGAUUCCACCCAUCUUGCCGAAGACUGGUGCCGAUUUUGGCUGGCACAGUGGCUAUAUUUUUCCUGUAGCCUGAAAAACACUGAGAUGUCCCUCUUGCUGCAUGCUGUGGUCUUAUUUUCUACCAACUACCCUGGGACAAGGCACUUAGGAAGCUGCUAGAAAGAAGACUGUCCUCUAUCCUUUUCGGAGAUGCAGCGUGGGACCACACAGCACACACCAGCCACAGACGCAAAGAGAGGAGCAAAUGCUUGCAGGCCUUGCAGUGUGGCAUCCAAAGUAGAAGGAAGAGCUGUUAUUUCCCUUUCAGCUAGAACUGAAAGCAGCCAUCAACAGAGUAGUGUUUUCUGGUAGCAGCCCUGUGCUUUGGACACUGAUUUAUGAUUGUAAUCAAGUUUAGGUCCCAGGAAGACAGCCUAAUGUCAUAUUUAUUAAGGCUCUGUCUGCUGCUCUUUCUGGCUGGUUUUCCACCAAAUUAAAUUCUUAAAUACAAAGAACAAAAAGACUAAACUUAAGCACUUAUGCCCCAGAAUAUUCUUCUGUCCCUUUCUAAAAGUGACAGAGAAGAACACUUUUUCCCUAUUCCUUUUUAAAUUUAAGUUUAUCCUUUACAGUAAUUCUUCUCUAACUUUUAACUUUAACUGAGAUCCUGUAAUGAAAAGAAAAAAAGGAAGCCUUUUCCUUUGGAAGAGAAUGUCUCCUCUCUUCACAUGUUUACAGUUUCACCCACUUUGUCUUAAUUUCUGGGCUAUAGCUACCUUGUGGAUCCUAAGAUUCCUGGCUCCUUCCACUGUGUUGUCCAUACCACCCAUCACCGACAGUCACAAUGGCUGGGGUGUUUGGGCCAUGGAUGACGCCAGGAAAAUACCAAUUAGUG
Messenger RNA from Sarcophilus harrisii (Tasmanian devil), 1966 nucleotides. It is a transcript of the gene LETMD1, whose product is annotated as LETM1 domain containing 1. Gene Ontology annotation, molecular function: ribosome binding. NCBI's taxonomy places the organism in Eukaryota, Metazoa, Chordata, Mammalia, Dasyuromorphia, Dasyuridae. The transcript is spliced from 9 exons. Gene Ontology annotation, cellular component: mitochondrial inner membrane. Bases 157 to 1251 code for a protein of 364 amino acids. Gene Ontology annotation, biological process: intracellular monoatomic cation homeostasis. The record is from RefSeq and is a predicted model, not a curated record.